AUGGUGGAUCAACUAGUACAAAACCCACUCGGGUCCACUGAGAAUGUGUCUGAGGAAAUAGAUCAAAUGCUAUGGGAAGUCAUCCAGACAAGAGAGGAGAUGACUAAAAUAAUCGAGAAACAAAACGCCCAGGUACAAGCAGCAUUCCUUAAUCAAGAAAGUAAAAUUGAAGAGGGAAAUAAAACAUUAGUCGCCCAGGUACAAGCAGCAUUCCUUAAUCAAGAAAGUAAAAUUGAAGAGAGAAAUAAAACAUUAGUCGCCCAGGUACAAGUAGCAUUCCUUAAUCAAGAAAGUAAAAUUGAAGAGAGAAAUAAAACAUUAGUCGCCCAGGUACAAGCAGCAUUCCUUAAUCAAGAAAGUAAAAUUGAAGAGAGAAAUAAAACAUUAGUCGCCCAGGUACAAGUAGCAUUCCUUAAUCAAGAAAGUAAAAUUGAAGAGAGAAAUAAAACAUUAGUCGCCCAGGUACAAGCAGCAUUCCUUAAUCAAGAAAGUAAAAUUGAAGAGAGAAAUAAAACAUUAGUCGCCCAGGUACAAGCAGCAAUCCUUAAUCAAGAAAGUAAAAUUGAAGAGAGAAAUAAAACAUUAGUCGCCCAGGUACAAGCAGCAUUCCUUAAUCAAGAAAGUAAAAUUGAAGAGAGAAAUAAAACAUUAGGCGCCCAGGUACAAGCAGCAUUCCUUAAUCAAGAAAGUAAAAUUGAAGAGAGAAAUAAAACAUUAGGCGCCCAGGUACAAGCAGCAUUCCUUAAUCAAGAAAGUAAAAUUGAAGAGAGAAAUAAAACAUUAGUCGCCCAGGUACAAGCAGCAUUCCUUAAUCAAGAAAGUAAAAUUGAAGAGAGAAAUAAAACAUUAGGCGCCCAGGUACAAGCAGCAUUCCUUAAUCAAGAAAGUAAAAUUGAAGAGAGAAAUAAAACAUUAGUCGCCCAGGUACAAGCAGCAUUCCUUAAUCAAGAAAGUAAAAUUGAAGAGAGAAAUAAAACAUUAGUCGCCCAGGUACAAGCAGCAUUCCAUAAUCAAGAAAGUAAAAUUGAAGAGAGAAAUAAAACAUUAGUCGCCCAGGUACAAGCAGCAUUCCUUAAUCAAGAAAGUAAAAUUGAAGAGAGAAAUAAAACAUUAGUCGCCCAGGUACAAGCAGCAUUCCUUAAUCAAGAAAGUAAAAUUGAAGAGAGAAAUAAAACAUUAGUCGCCCAGGCACAAGCAGCAUUCCUUAAUCAAGAAAGUAAAAUUGAAGAGAGAAAUAAAACAUUAGUCGCCCAGGUACAAGCAGCAUUCCUUAAUCAAGAAAGUAAAAUUGAAGAGAGAAAUAAAACAUUAGUCGCCCAGGCACAAGCAGCAUUCCUUAAUCAAGAAAGUAAAAUUGAAGAGAGAAAUAAAACAUUAGUCGCCCAGGUACAAGCAGCAUUCCUUAAUCAAGAAAGUAAAAUUGAAGAGAGAAAUAAAACAUUAGUCGCCCAGGUACAAGGAUUAUUCUCAGAACAAAAUAGUAAAUUUGAAGAGAGAUUUACCAAUCUGUUCGAGGAGAUGAAGAAACAACGUGAGCGAAACGAAGCAAAUCACCAAAGAGUAAGAGAAGAAUUGCUUAUACAGAAGAAUGCUAUUGAAUGUUUGAGCCAAAGACUUGGAUCUUAA
This is a messenger RNA of Lottia gigantea (owl limpet), 1626 nucleotides long. RefSeq lists its product as hypothetical. The record is from RefSeq and is a predicted model, not a curated record. NCBI's taxonomy places the organism in Eukaryota, Metazoa, Mollusca, Gastropoda, Lottiidae. The transcript has a single exon. Bases 1 to 1626 code for a protein of 541 amino acids.